Heterostelium album PN500 is the source of this 1845-nucleotide messenger RNA. RefSeq lists its product as uncharacterized. The record is from RefSeq and is a predicted model, not a curated record. Gene Ontology annotation, molecular function: protein binding. The transcript has a single exon. Lineage: Eukaryota; Evosea; Eumycetozoa; Acytosteliales; Acytosteliaceae. Bases 1 to 1845 code for a protein of 614 amino acids.
AUGACAACCAAUUGCGCAAAUCAUUCAAAGACAUUCAAGUAUAUUUGUCAUAAAUGUAAUAUUCUGAUGUGUUCAGUAUGCACAGUAGAUCAUUGCAAAAAACGAUCAGAUCAUUCCAAUCAUUGUGAACAUAUCAAUCAGAUUAAACAAUCAUUAAAUAAUAUAUUUAAUAAUGAGAUAAUAAUAGAUAGUGCUAUUGAUAAUAAUGAUAAAGAUAAUAGUGAACCUGUAAAGAAGAAACAGAGAAUAAAUGAUUAUAAAAACAAAAACAAUAACAAUAACAAUAACAAUAACAAUAAUAAUAACAAUAACAAAAACAAUAAAGAAGAAAAUGAAGAAACAGAGCUAUCACAAACAAUUAAAUCGAUUUGGGAAUCAUUAAAAUCAUCGACAUCUCAAUAUCAAUCAUUAACAACAACAGAGAAUGAGAUUAAACAACACUUUGAACAAUUACAUCAAUAUCUAAUCAUUGAAGAACAUAAAUUAAAGAAAGAUAUUAUCAAUGAUAAAGAUACAAUCAUAAAUCAAAUAGAUAAUAAUAUAAAUCAUUUCAAAUAUUUAGUUAAUAUUAUAAAUAUAAAUAAUAAAUUAAAUAAUAAUAAUAGUAAUAGUAAUAAUAGUGAUAAAAAGAGUUAUGAUAGUGAAUCAAUGAUAUUAGAUACAACAGAUACAAAAGAUUUAUAUUCUCCAACAACAAUAAUUCAAUCAAUAAUAUCGAGUUCAACAUUAGAAUCAUUCAUCUCUGAUAAUAAUCAAACAUUGUUCAAUGAACAUCAUGAUCUAUUCAAUAUCGAUGAACUUAUCAAACAACACAACAAUGAUUCAUCACCAUUAUUAUUGGAUAUCAUUCAUAAAUACAACAAUCAAUUCAACAAAACAUCAGAAAUCAUUAAUAAUAAUAAUAAUAAUAACGAAUCAUUUUAUCAACUAUCAAUCAAACAACAUGAUUUCAAUCAAUUGAAUUCAAUGAUCAAACAAUCAAUCAAACUUGUUAAAGUUACAACUCGAUCAUCAGUAUUAAAAACAAACAGCAACGAUAAUAAAUCAUCAUAUAUUUUCACAACACAUCAAUCGAGAGGAGCAACACUGAUUAACCUAUCAAACAACAAUUCAAUCGAAGAGUUUGAUAUUUAUUAUGGUUUUUGUGAUACAUUCCAAUCGAUUAUUGCCAUUGGUGAAUAUAUCUAUGUAUUUGGGGGUGAGAAAGAAAACGAAUGGAUGAAAUUCUCAAUCAAAUCGAAAUCAGUUGAACAUAUUGGUUAUAUGAAUGGUAUAGAUGGCGAUUGUUAUAUAUCAGUUUGCUAUGAUGGUCAAGAUCAUAUCUAUUUGGUUAAUGGUUAUAAAAUAAAGAAUAGAAUUGAUCGAUUCAACAUCAAGACAGAGAAAUUCGAAAGAUAUCAUGGAUUAUCUAAUGAAAACGGUAAUCAAAUAUCAUCAAUGAUCUUCAAAGGUUCAUUAUAUUCACUAUUAUACGAAAAGGAGAGGCUAUUUCAAUUCGAUUUGACAAAUCGAAAGAUAACCUAUCACCAAAUUGAUAUUAGACCAUACACAGCAUGUCAUGAUAACAAUGGAAAUUUCUACACCAUUAAUGUGGACAAUAGCAAAUUGAUCAAAUACAAUGUUGAAAACAAACAAUCCAUCGCUCUAAAGCCUGUUCCUGCCCAAUAUCGUGAUGCUUUUUUGAUAUAUCAUCGAGAAUCAUCAACCUCAAGUUUUCUCUAUUCAAUAGGUGGUCGGGGCUGUAAUAAUUACAAAUAUUCAAUCAAAGACAAUCAAUGGGAACUAUUCUUUGAAGAUGAUAAAUUUAAAAGAGCAUGGUGUGCAUCUACAUCAAUAAUAUUUUAG